Molecule: messenger RNA, 639 nt
Organism: Rhinocladiella mackenziei CBS 650.93
Lineage: Eukaryota; Fungi; Ascomycota; Eurotiomycetes; Chaetothyriales; Herpotrichiellaceae
Exons: 3
Coding region: 1-639 (212 amino acids)
Source: RefSeq, a predicted model, not a curated record
AUGGCUAAUGACGAGUCCGAUGCUCUUGAUGCGCUUGAAAAGGAAGCAAAGGAAUAUGACAAGGAUGCCGAGAUUGAUCGAAUCCUCAACGCCUUCAGACUUGAUGCCUACGCAGUACUAGACCUCCAACCUGGAGUUCCUGAAUCAGACAUCAAGAUCGUUUACCGCAAGAAGUCUCUACUAAUCCAUCCGGACAAGACCAAGAAUCCUCAAGCUCCCGAAGCAUUUGACCGGCUCAAGAAAGCGCAAACGGCCCUACUUGAUGAGAAGCAACGUCAACAUCUCGAUGAAUGUAUCGCAGACGCCAGACAAUUGCUCAUGCGACAACACAAGUACAACGUCGACUCAGAAGAAUUGCAAACAGAAGAAUUCAAGAAGGAAUGGAGGAAAAAGACGGUGGAAGUGUUGGUGGAAGCAGAAGCAAGAAGGAGACGGCAGUUGAAGGCUAAAAUGCAAGAGGAGGGUCGAGAAAAGGCCAAGGAAGAUGCGGAAAUUGAAGAGAGGAAACGAAAACGAGAGCACGAGAAGCAAUGGGAGGAGACGAGGGACCAACGCAUCGGAAGUUGGCGUGAGUUCCAGAAAGGCGUGAAGAAAGGAGAAGAACAAAAAAAGAAAAAGAAGAUGAAAGUCCUUGGUUGA